AUGCCCUUCUUUAGAGCAGCCAAAAAACUGGAGACAACAGAUGUUGUUCCAGAAACAAAAGUAGUACCUUCAUCAUCAUCAUCAUCAUCAUCAUCUUCAGACAUUCAGUUGCAGGCGGUGGUUUCUGAAGCUGGUAUACAGAAAACUGCUUCUCCAAAACCGGAGACAACGGAUGUUGUUCCAAAAGGAAAAGAAGUACCUUCGCCAUCAUCAUCAUCUCUAGAAAUUCAGUUGCAGACUGUGGUUUCUGAAGCCGAUAUACAGAAAACUGCUUCUCCAAAACCGGAGACACAACCAGAACAAUCCAUAACCAGACCUGUGACUGUGAGGAAGAUGUUCUGGAAGCCUGAGAAAAAGGUUUGGAAACCAGUAUCUGCCAGAUUACCAUCAUCAUAUGGAGAUAUUCAGUUGCAAACAGUGGUUCCAAGAGUCGAGAUACAGAAACCUACUUCUCCAAAACCGGCGGCACAACCAAUACAAUCCAUGUCAAUACCUGUGAGUGCUCCUAUAGUCCCUGCAAAGCAAGCUGCUCCUAAAGUAUCUGCUGUUCAAACCUCGACAUGGUCAUUUCCUCGUUCAAUGAGCUCAACUGGGCGUAUAGGUUCACAGCCACAUAACCAAACUUAUAUUCCUCAGUCCCAACAUGCCAUAGUGGGUUCAUCUGGUAUCGACAACUCAAGCUCUCAACCGAUGGUAACAAGCACAUUGCCGCCUUAUUCACAUCCGCCUCCUAUCUCGGUAUCUAGUCAGUCCGCUUUACCUAUCAACUUUGGCUCUUUGAAUGAGGUUUUAUCUAGUGGCCUCUUGUGGACCUGUGGUUCGGGUUCAAACAAAAACACAAUAACAGCCAUCAGUGGGAAUCAUGGAACGAACCCUUGCAUCAUCAAUGAUCAGUUUGACGAGUAUUUUAAAUAA
This is a messenger RNA of Microthlaspi erraticum, 915 nucleotides long. Lineage: Eukaryota; Viridiplantae; Streptophyta; Magnoliopsida; Brassicales; Brassicaceae. The record is from the annotation of a GenBank genome assembly.